AUGGCGUCCAGGUCGCUUGUAAUAAAUGAGUUCCUGUAUUAUUUGGAAAAUAAUUGGAAUUUAGUUGAGAAUGAAACGUUUAUUAAUAAUAUAUCUGUGUUUUAUACUCACGAGGAUAUUGUAAAUGCAAUUAAGUUGAUAAAAAGUGAAUUAAAUAAUUUUAAAAUUGAAAAAAGUGAAAAAUUGCAGUCGCGCGGGAAUAUGAAAACUGAAAAAAUAUUAGAAUGUAUAUCGUUAAUUAAACAGUUGAAAGAAAACCAAUGUUGGGACAAAUGUCCAUUAUUUGUUAGUUGUAAUUUAAAUAAAGUUCCGAAGUCUGAAAAUUUGUUAACAUUGAACUUUGAAACUAUCAAAUUAGAAUUAAAAGAUAUAUUGCACAAACAACAGGUGCAAUUUAACAAAGUUAUUGAAACUGUUGAAAGUAAUAAAGCUGAUAUUAUUUCAUUAAAAAACGUUAUUAAAACUGCUGAUAUUAAUAAACCAGAAGUUAAUACAUUGAAAAAUAAAUUAAAUUCUAAUGUUGUAAGUGACUACAGUACUGAAAUGACAAACAAGGAGGGACAAAAGAAAAAUGUCAGUAGUUCUCUGUGGUCAGACAUAGCAAAGUCAGAAGACUACGGUACCCCGUUCACAACUGUAAACGGAAAAAAAUCACGUCAAAAUAACAACAAUUGUGAGAAACAAAACAACUCAGGAGAAACCAGCAACAACCCAACAAACAACAAACAAACUGGAAAAAAGACAGCUAUGAAAAUAAUCGGUAAAAAAGUUUCAAAUGAUUGCAAACUGAAGGCAGAUAAAAUCUUAAUGAAAAAAUCUGUGUUCUGUUUAAGCAACGUCAGCAAGUGCCACAGAAAUUAUGUGAUGGCCUACCUAACCGACAAUCGUAUCCAUGUUGUUUCCUGUUAUCCCGUACUCAAACAACUCAAUAAAAUGGCACCAGCUUCUACAGCCGACGUCAAUAACAAUAAUAAUAGUCAAACUGAGAAUAAAAAAACAGAUGAAGAAGAAUCCAGUACGUUUAGAGUUUGCAUCGAUAGCUCUGAUUCUAAGAAAAUGAAAGACCCUGACAUAAUGCCCCAGCACGUUAUAAUGGAUAAACAACAUGUUGAUAAUGAUGAUGACAGCAGUGAUGAUGAAGAAAAAGACAAUUUAAACCCCAAGCAAACUACAUGUAAAAGGUAUGACAAUUUUGAGACGUUGAAUGAUGAAUAUAAAUUAAUAAAUAAAGAUUUUGAUAGUAGUAUGUUUUUCAACUUAAUGCAUUUGAACAUAAGAAGUUUGGUCAACAAAACCGAUGAAUUAGAAAGCUAUUUGUCAAACAGUCACAUCAAAUUCAAUGUAGUUGCGAUAACAGAAAGCUGGUUAAACGAACGUACUGAAAGUUUGGUUGGCAUGGAUGAAUAUAGAUAUGUAGGCAAAAAUCGUCGUGACAAACACGGUGGAGUUGGUUUCUAUGUCUGGAAUGAUUCUACCUUUCGAAUAAGAGAUGAUUUAAAUACCAUUGGCUCGCCAAAGUUUGAAAUGAUUGCAAUAGAGAUCAUUAACAAUUUUAAAUCUAAAAAUUCAAUUGUGAUGGUUAGUUAUCGACCUCUAAUAUACGAAAUUAAACAAUAUUUUAAAGAAUUAGAACAAGUUUUACAAAUAACUAGUAAUGAAAAUAAAUUUGUUUAUCUUUUGGGAGAUCUAAAUAUUGACUUAUCGCCAGAAGUUAGCAGUAUAAAUAAAAUUCAAUUGAACCAACUUGUGACAUGUUACUACCUCAAAUCCAUGAUCACAGUUCCUACAAGAAUCAGUAAUACAAAAAAAUCCACUAUAGACAUUUUGUUUACAAAUCAUCCAGAAAAUAUUAUACAAUGUGGUACCAUUUUAUGCGACCUAUCAGACCACAUCCCACUUUUUUCUUCCACUAAUCAAAAAAUAAAUAAUAAGACAGUUGCUGACGUUACAUUUUCAAAAUAUUCUUAUUCAACACACAGAAUGAAUAAUUUAAAUGAAGGUUUAUGUAAUGCCGAUUGGACAAGUGUGCUGAGCUGCGAUGAUGUAGAUGUGGCCUUCCAAAAUUUCAUCGACAUCUUUCGGUUACAUUAUAAAACUUAUUGUUCAGUGACCUCUAAAAGACAGGCUCAGAAGAUAACAAAAAACAAACCGUGGAUAACUAAAGAAUUUAAACAAAUGUUAAAAAAGAAGAAAAUGUUAUAUAAAAAAUAUCUAAAGCACACAUCGUCAGACAACUUUACAGCACUCAAUGCAGCAAAUUAUGCAACAAGAUCAAGUGCCAGUUGA
Helobdella robusta is the source of this 2286-nucleotide messenger RNA. RefSeq lists its product as hypothetical. NCBI's taxonomy places the organism in Eukaryota, Metazoa, Annelida, Clitellata, Rhynchobdellida, Glossiphoniidae. The transcript has 2 exons. The record is from RefSeq and is a predicted model, not a curated record. Gene Ontology annotation, molecular function: catalytic activity. The coding region runs from base 1 to 2286 and encodes 761 amino acids.